Molecule: messenger RNA, 826 nt
Organism: Aspergillus novofumigatus IBT 16806
Lineage: Eukaryota; Fungi; Ascomycota; Eurotiomycetes; Eurotiales; Aspergillaceae
Exons: 2
Coding region: 140-538 (132 amino acids)
Source: RefSeq, a predicted model, not a curated record
AUGCACCUUGCACAUUCCGCCAUUACAGCCAAGGCAGCUAUUUCUAUCAAUGUCUUCCCAGACUUGCCCUCACAAUCACGGCUUUUACCGAGGGUAACCUUUUACUACGAUUUCAACCUCGACCCGAAAGAAGAGAGUGAUGGCCUCUUCCGUGGAGCUCAAAAGAAGCGGUUCCAGGCCCCUAUAUUUCCAUACUUCAGACACCGGGACGAUCCUGCUUUGGAGGUCCUUGCAACUGGAAUUACCAAGCGGCCCAUUGAGCGAACCAGAGGCUCCGGCCUCAUUUACAACAUCACGGCCGGAAGUACUGAGCACCUCGCGCUAUUCAGGUACCAAGGCGAAGUGCUGUAGACCAGCCGACGAAGGCAUUCUGUCUUCUGAUUCAUAUCCAAAUCGGGUGGAGUUGUCGAUACUGCACAACCUAUCACUCGCCUCACUGAACUGGAAUAAGCAACUCAGCUUGACACCCGACAUCGAUCAUUUCGUGACAGCACCUGCUGAUCUCUUGAGCUUCUUCACUUCCAGAUGCUACGAUUGACUAGGCUAACUUCCUUCAUCAACCUAAUAACAGUUCACAAACAUAGAACAGUAUAUCACCUCAUGACAGUUACAUGUAAAGUGACUUACGUUUUGCAUUGAUCAAAUGGCUCUUCAAGUUGAUAUGAAGCAAAGUUGAGGCGUGUAUCGUCAAAGCAAAAACUCACUUGACUCCAAAGCAUUCUUGAUAUUCAAUGGAAGUAGAACCUGACAUUUGACGCAGCGACCCUUAGAAUAGAAGGGGUGUUUAGAUCUGGUUUGUGUUAGGGAACCGGGCUCGUGUCCUGAG